Molecule: messenger RNA, 309 nt
Organism: Zymoseptoria tritici IPO323
Lineage: Eukaryota; Fungi; Ascomycota; Dothideomycetes; Mycosphaerellales; Mycosphaerellaceae
Exons: 2
Coding region: 1-309 (102 amino acids)
Source: RefSeq, a predicted model, not a curated record
AUGCAAAUCAACCUCAUCUUCCUCACCAGCCUCGCCGCUCUCCUGCUCCCCGGACAGGUCCUCGCCGACAGCUGCCAGCUGGAGCAGUGCCCCUUGACGGCCCAGUGCACCUGCACUCGCCCUCACAAAGGUCCCUCGCAAGCAGGACCUUCACUAUGGCACGGACGCUGCGGACAAGACAGGUCCUCGAUCCCAACGGGAGGAGUCGAGUCGCAAAAGAAGGAUGGAGGAGGUAUUGCUGCUGAGGUCUUGAGUGUCGGUCGUCGUUCGGGACGGGAGACAGAGACGGUGGGAAUGGGUGAGGGAUGA